Messenger RNA from Lolium rigidum, 2404 nucleotides. RefSeq lists its product as uncharacterized. The record is from RefSeq and is a predicted model, not a curated record. The transcript has 6 exons. Lineage: Eukaryota; Viridiplantae; Streptophyta; Magnoliopsida; Poales; Poaceae. The coding region runs from base 1 to 2091 and encodes 696 amino acids.
AUGGCUGCUGCAAGAGAACGUCCCAGGUUAGACUACCUUAAUUCGCAAGAGCCAGGAGAUGCAUCACAGGCUAGUGCCAUUGAUAUUGUGGACAUGCUGAUAGAAGAUGAUGAUACAGAGGCUUUUCAGACAAUAACAGUUGAGCCGGUAAGUGCAACAAAGUCAGUUUCCACUUUAGGCUCAAAAGUAGCUCAGUGCUUGGCAAAAAGGGCUGAUCACAGUUUGACACUUGAGAAGGCAGGUAUUUUUGACUGGUUUGAUACCCCCAACCAUGAUGCUGGCAUAGCCAGUAACAUUUUGAGGGAAAAUGCAAUAGCUCAUGUCAAAAACAGAAUUUCAUAUUUUGACUCCCAGAGAUGUGGUGGCUAUGGAUCAGGUACAAGGGCUGGGGCAAUGCUAGAAUGCAUUGAUGAGGACUUGGGCAUGAACUGCCUGAAGAAACCAGAACCAGCAGCUGUUACCGAUGAUUUAUAUGAAGCAUAUGAUAUUGGGCCUAAUACUCAAAUGGCAGCUGAAGCUAUGGAAGCAUUGUUCAAUGCAUCACCUGUCAGUUACAAUGUCAUGGAGCAUGAACACCUGAAAAAUUCUCUGGGGAAAGAAAACAAAGUGGAUUCAUUAUGUCCAGUAAAUUCGCCAGUUCAGAACCAAAUGCUAGCCUGUUUACGUCAGAGCUCAGAGGGAAUGACAUCACAGCUUACGCGCCUCAAGGUAGAUGACAUAGAAAUGACAAAUGGCGAAAGUUCAAUCCCUUUGACGAACCAUCCCAGUAAGUCAAAAACCAGGAAGAAUACAAAACAUAUGACAGGGAAAGCGAAGACAGGGAUCGAGAGUGGGGUUGUAAAAGCAGCCAUAAAUUAUGAGGUGUCAGAAGUAACCAUGGGAUCUGGUGCAAAUGACUCAAAGAUUCCUUGUUUACUUGGUAAAGAUGCUACAAUCCAUCCUAAAAGAAAGAGAACAUCCAUGUUUACCUCAGGAAGCACAAAAGUUGAGUUCAGUAAAGCUACCAGAUCAACUGCAGAGGGAGCCAAAACUGCACAAGUUGCAAAGUUAUCAGCAGCCAAACCAUCAAGAGACCAGGAUACCAUAAAAGGCAUGAAAAUGAUCCACCAGUCUUCCUUUGCUAAUCUGAAAGCAUCAGCUGCUAACUCUCCCGAUGUUUCUGUGCGAAUUAUAGCAACUCGUAGCAAGGCCAGAGGAAUUCAGAAAGAAACUUCAGACUUCAAUCAGUUUGAAGGAACUUUUAGUACUGGAAUAGAAAAACAAUCCACAUCUCAACAGAAAGACCAUGACUCUACUUCGAAGAAUAGAGCACCACUGAGAGAGCUAAGUAGCACAGAGUCCCAAUCUAGGACACAUAAAUCAAAGAAGGUACCGAAGAGAGGCCUGCUGCAAUCACCAGGUUCCAGAGAGCUUGCUAGUCUUUUUGGGAAUGAGGUAUCUCCAGUUUUGCCAUCAGGCAGGCGAAGAAAGAGAAGCAUGUCCUCAGUCCGUGUUCUUUUCAGUCAAAGCAUGGACAGUGAAACCAUCAAAGACCAGACAAAGAUAUUGGCACACUUUAGAUUGCCAGUGGUAACAACUAUUUCAGAGGCUACACAUUUUGUUGCUAAAAAGUUUGCUCGUACAAGAAACAUGCUAGAAGCAAUGGCCAUGGGUAUACCUGUAGUCACACCAUCAUGGCUUGAAUGCUGUGAUGGAGCAAGGUGCUUCAUUGAUGAGAAAAAAUACAUAAUGAGAGAUACAAAGAAGGAGAAAGAGCUACACUUCAGCAUGCCUGUCUCCCUAAGCCGAGCCUGCAAAAACCCAUUGUUAGAGGGUAGAAGAGUACUAAUCACGCCAAAUGCAAAGCCUAGCAAGGAGCUUUUGAAGAUUUUAAUAGUGGCAGCUGGUGGCAAGCCUUUGGAGAAAAUUACAGUGUCUAUGAUGAAGAAUAGGAGUUUUGAAGGAGUCUUUGUAAUCUCUUGUGAACAAGACCGCAGCAUCUGUCUACCGUUUGUUAAAAAUGGUUUGGAAAUAUUCGACUCGGAGCUUGUGCUGAAUGGAAUUGUCGUCCAGAAGCUAGAGUUUGAAAGGUUCCGCCUUUUCCAUGAUUAAGUGUGAAGUUUCUGUCAGACCUGGGCAGCUAACUUGCAAGACAAGGAACACUCUCAUUUUGUAAAUAUGUCCGAAUGUGUUAUUUUGCAAGUAUGUAUCGUUGCAGCAAUACUCAACCCGUUCGCAUGAUUUGCCACACUCCGACGGGGUGUCCAUGCAGUUUGCUUUAUAAUGAUUUUAGUGUAGCUGGUGUCUUGUGAUGUUUAUAUCAUGUCGUGAUCAUUUUGGUUUAUGAGGCAGCACAAGGCAGAUACACACAAUCCACACAAGCAAACAAGCACUGCGAAUUCCCUCACUGAUCUCUCUUCCUUCU